CACUGUUCACAACCAUCCUCUGAGACCACAAGCACUCAUCCUCUGCCUGAGACCCCAGCCCCGCGCUCACCAUGGAGGCCAUCAAGAAGAAGAUGCUCAUGCUCAAGCUGGACAAGGAGAAUGCCUUGGACCAAGCAGAACAGGCCGAGUCAGACAAAAAGGCAGCAGAGGAGAGAAGCAAACAGCAUGAGGAUGAGCUGCUCCAGAUGCAGAAGAAGCUCAAGUCCACUGAGGACGAGCUGGACAAGUACUCGGAGGCUCUAAAGGAUGCUCAGGAGAAACUGGAGGUGGCUGACAAGAAGGCGGCUGAUGCUGAGGCGGAGGUGGCGUCUCUGAACCGCAGGAUCCAGCUGGUGGAGGAGGAGCUGGAUCGGGCUCAGGAGAGACUGGCCACAGCACUGCAGAAGCUGGAGGAGGCAGAGAAGGCGGCAGAUGAGAGUGAGAGGGGGAUGAAGGUGAUUGAGAACAGAGCUCUGAAGGACGAGGAGAAGAUGGAGCUUCAGGAGAUUCAGCUGAAGGAGGCCAAGCAUAUCGCAGAAGAUUCCGAUCGCAAGUACGAGGAGGUGGCCCGUAAACUGGUGAUCGUGGAGGGUGAGCUGGAGCGCACAGAGGAGCGGGCAGAGCUGGCCGAGGCGAAAUGUGCCGAGCUGGAGGAGGAACUGAAGAACGUUACCAACAACUUGAAAUCUCUAGAGGCGCAGGCUGAGAAGUACUCUCAGAAGGAGGACAAGUAUGAAGAGGAGAUCAAGAUCCUCACUGACAAGCUCAAAGAGGCAGAAACGCGAGCAGAGUUUGCAGAGAGGUCUGUGGCCAAACUGGAGAAGACCAUUGAUGACCUGGAAGAUGAACUGUACGCGCAGAAGCUCAAGUACAAAGCCAUCAGCGAGGAGCUCGACCACGCCCUCAAUGACAUGACCUCCAUCUAAAGCCGCCCUCCUGCCGGUGUUGUCUCCUCUUCACUUUGGUUCAGAACACGUCGAAGCCAUCAGAGAAACAAAAUACACACGGUCACAACACACAACUUUAUUCACAUGUAAUCUGUUCCAUUUUAUAACAGUUUCGGUCUUACUAUCAUGCAUUUGUAAUUUUACUAUUAAAGUUUCACUUAAGUAAAA
This is a messenger RNA of Boleophthalmus pectinirostris (great blue-spotted mudskipper), 1115 nucleotides long. It is a transcript of the gene tpm3, whose product is annotated as tropomyosin 3. Gene Ontology annotation, biological process: actin filament organization; muscle contraction. The record is from RefSeq and is a predicted model, not a curated record. The transcript is spliced from 10 exons. Gene Ontology annotation, cellular component: actin filament. Gene Ontology annotation, molecular function: actin filament binding. The coding region runs from base 72 to 926 and encodes 284 amino acids. Lineage: Eukaryota; Metazoa; Chordata; Actinopteri; Gobiiformes; Gobiidae.